AAUUCAAAGAACAAAGCAACGACACGCUAAAGUUGUAUUGCUAAUGUAUCUUCAUCCUUCAAAUAUACGACCGUUAUUUGAAAUUCAAACUAGACUAUUGCUUGGACGUGUUAACAUCAACAUAAUUCCUGUUCAUAAUCCGCAAGAGGCGGUUAAUUUGAUUGAUAUCAUUUCUAGAGGAUUUUUUCCGGAAAAACAACCACCAAUUGCUCAGCAACUAAUCAUGGAACAAAAUCAAUGUAUUAACAAUCCGACAAGUUUGACAGCUACAAACAAAUGGGUUCAUCUUGUCUCACAAAUGUCAGCGGGAACCAGAAAUCUCCAAUUAAAUGAAGUCUAUUUUCUUCAAGAAGGAUUUCAAACGAUACAUAAUAUGGCUACAGCGAACUUGCCUCAAUUAUUAGAUUGUGCGUUGGAUCGCGAAACCGCACAGGAUGUGGUAAAGUUUUUCGAGGAAGACUAUGUCGCUUAA
Messenger RNA from Funneliformis mosseae, 472 nucleotides. The record is from the annotation of a GenBank genome assembly. Lineage: Eukaryota; Fungi; Glomeromycota; Glomeromycetes; Glomerales; Glomeraceae.